UUUAAAAUUGAAAAUCCUAAAUUGCGAAAGUGUAAACCUCCAAAGUCGAAAUAUGGUGUUCUGUAAACGUUACCUAUUUCUAUCCAUGUUCAACUUGGUUGUAUGGAUAUUUUGCCCUCUUGUAUAUAAUUUUACAAUGUCUAAACAUGUUCUGACCCAUUUCCAACGUUUAAGUGUAACCAAUUUUUACCUUCCCCUUUCCAAAAAAUCCUACAAUAAAUAUUUUUUCCUUAGUUAUGUCGUUAAAACCAUGUUUGUCACGACGAUUGCCUUAUUUAUGCUUAGUUUUGAUAUAUUUUAUUUCACAAUUUGCACGGCAAUAGCUGCCCAAUACGAGAACUAUACUGAUGGAACUCAAAUGUACGAAGAAUUGAAAAUCAUAAUAUCCGAUUAUCAAAAUGUGCAUUUAUACAUGAAAGAAUUCUGUUCAAUAGUCCGUCCGGUCGUAUUGGUUGAAGUGGUUCUUUGCUUCUUCUCAAUCGUCACAUGUUCUUAUAUAGUGGCAUUGCAAAUUGUGACCCAUUCGUUUAGUGUUGUCGACUUUUUACCGGCAUUAACAACUAUGGUAACCUAUUGUAUACUAUUGUACAUCUAUCUUUAUUUUACGGACCUUAUGAACGAAAAACGAGAUGGUGUAAACUUUGGGUUGUAUAGUUGCGAUUGGACGGCAAUGGAUAAACGUUUUAAAAAGUUGAUUAUUUUAGCAAUGGCAAUGAAUAAUGCGAAUCAGUUGAAAAUCAAAGCCACGCCGAACCGAGUCAUCAACUUGGAGUUGUUUUUAGUUGUUUUACGCACAUCAUACACUAUUUUAUCGUUUAUGGUUAACGCCAAGUUGUCAAGUUCGGAUAAUGUUAAUUAACAUUCAGUUAAAGAAAAACAGAUAUCCAAGUAGCCAAGUUCAAUAUUGUAAUAGCAGCCGGGCAAUCAAAAUAUAUUGGCAUAAUGUAGUAUUAAGUAUAGCGCAUGCACACCUGAUAGUGGUUUAACAUUAAUUAUAUUAUAUUAUAUUAUUAUUAUAAAUUGUUUAUUACAAUUAACAAUAUUAGAGAAAAGUAAGUUGUAAAG
This is a messenger RNA of Adelges cooleyi (spruce gall adelgid), 1065 nucleotides long. Its product is annotated as odorant receptor 67a-like. Gene Ontology annotation, cellular component: plasma membrane. The record is from RefSeq and is a predicted model, not a curated record. Gene Ontology annotation, biological process: sensory perception of smell; detection of chemical stimulus involved in sensory perception of smell. The transcript has 6 exons. The coding region runs from base 53 to 859 and encodes 268 amino acids. NCBI's taxonomy places the organism in Eukaryota, Metazoa, Arthropoda, Insecta, Hemiptera, Adelgidae. Gene Ontology annotation, molecular function: olfactory receptor activity; odorant binding.